Messenger RNA from Caenorhabditis bovis, 1203 nucleotides. NCBI's taxonomy places the organism in Eukaryota, Metazoa, Nematoda, Chromadorea, Rhabditida, Rhabditidae. The record is from the annotation of a GenBank genome assembly.
AUGAGGGUGACAAUCCUUCAUCCUGACCUGGGAAUAGGCGGCGCUGAACGCCUAAUCGUCGAUGCGGCCGUCGCUUUGCAGAAUAAAGGACAUCAAGUCCGUGUCGUCACCAAUCAAUUUGAUCGAAGCCACGCAUUCAAGGAAACCGAACAAUUGGAAAUCUCCAGUGUUCUUCAAUGGUUUCCUCGAUCGUUAUUCGGAAAAAUGCACGCGCUCUUCGCCUACUUCAAAAUGAUCGUUGCGGCGUUUUACAUUGCGUUCUUCUAUAGCAGCGAUGUGAUUUUGUCGGAUCAGGUGUCGGCAAGCUUAAUCGUUUUGAAAUAUCUGACAAGUGCUCGCCUCAUUUUCUACUGUCACUUUCCCGAUAUGCUGCUGACGAAGCGUGAAACGGCGGCAAAAUCCAUUUAUAGAUAUGUUCUGGACAAAUUUGAGGAAUACACAACGUCUCUUGCUGACGUGAUUUGUGUCAACAGCAAAUUUACUGCCUCCAUCGUACGCAACACGUUCAAAUCUCUAAAAAAUCGAGAAUUGACGGUCAUCUAUCCAUCACUCAAUACGGAAUUUUUCGAUUCUAUUGAAUCAUGCGAUUUGUCGUCGAUUAUUCCGCCAGGAAUCCAAUAUGUUUUCACGUCAUUGAAUCGAUUUGAGCGCAAAAAGAAUAUCAUUCUCGCAAUUGAGGCUUUCGCGAAAUUGCGUGAAGAUUUGAGUCAAGAAGAAUUCUCCAGAUGCCAUUUGGUCAUUGCUGGAGGAUAUGACAAAAACAAUGCGGAGAAUCUGGAAUAUUUCGAUGAAUGCGUUCAAAGUUCGAACGAAUUGAAGAUUCCCAUCGAUCAGAUUCGAUUUAUCACAUCGCCAUCCGAUGAGAAAAAGAUAAGCCUAAUUCGACGAAGUCGUGCGGUUCUCUACACUCCGGAUCGCGAGCAUUUCGGAAUUGUGCCUGUAGAAGCAAUGUAUCUCGGCGCUCCAGUGAUCGCUGUCAACAGCGGAGGACCAAUGGAAAGUGUUGAAAAUGAAACAACUGGAUUCCUUGUUGAUCAGACUCCAGAAGAAUUUGCUUUAAAAAUGCUCGAGCUAAUUAAAAGCGAGCACAAGUAUAAUUACAUGUCAAAAGAGGGUCCAAAGCGUGUCAACCGGCUUUUCGGUUUUGCUGCAUUUACAAAGAAGUUUGAUGCAAUAGUGCGGGGUGAAAAUGUGGAUAAUUAA